AUGGAGCGCAUGGACUUACCUCCAGUUACUGACGAUUGGGGCGUUCAAGCUUUCACCCAAGGGCUCAACUCGAGGAGCUCGAUCACAUCUAUUGAGCUAAAACAAAACCUGAUAGAAUACCCGGCGAUCGCCUGGGCUGAUGUACACAACAGGUAUCAGUCGAAGAUCAGGGUCGAAGAUGAUAAGAUUCCGAAGGCUGCUUCAGUAUCAUGGCAUUCCGAUAAAGGGAGUGAUCGCUCGAGGAGAGUGAUAGAUCGAGAUUCCAGAUCGUCAUAUGACAGAAAUGUUGUCGAUAGAGCUCCGGGAAACAGAGAAACUCCAAGGUUAUCCGAGUACAACUUUUGCGUCGAUGUAGCAACCAUAACGGCGACCGUUAUCCGAAACAAAGAAACAAGACAUCCUAGGCCAAUCCAAUCCGACCCGGAGAAGCGGGAUAAAAGUCUUAUUUGUAAGUAUCAUCAUACUCACGACCAUCAAACCGAGGAUUGUCGACAACUAAGAGAAGAGGUCGCCAGUCUGUUCAAUUGGGGACAUCUUCGAGAAUUCCUAAGUGAACGAGCAAAAACCCAUUUUAAAAACCUGGACUCAAACAAGCAGGAUAGGCCAGAAGAGCCUCAGCAUGUGAUGCAUAUGAUUAUGAGAGGAACUGAUGUUCCCAUUAGGCUGGUAAUAAAGCGCACAAAAAUUUCCAUAACGAGGGAGAAGCGUAUCCGGAACGAUGACCCCGAUGGCCCCAUCACAUUCAAUGACGAGGACAUGGAAGGCAUCGCCCAGCCGCAUAAUGAUGCACUAGUAAUAUCUGUCCUUGUCAAUAAGUUUAGAAUUAAACGUGUGAUGAUUGAUCCAGGUAGCUCGGCUAAUAUCAUCCGAUGGAGAGUCAUCGAACAGCUGGGACUACUAGAUCAGAUCGUACCGACAAUACGGGUCCUCAACAGAUUCAACAUGGCAUGCGAAACGACGAAGGGUGAGAUCACUUUACCGAUCAGUAUAGCAGGAACUACGCAGCAGACCAAAUUUUAUGUGAUAGAGGGAGACAUAGGAUACAAUGAGUUGCUGGGCAGACCGUGGAUUCACCUCGUAAGAGCGGUUCCCUCGACUAUGCAUCAGGUAUUGAAAUUCUCGAUUCCAGAAGGUAUCAAAACCGUCCGUGGUGAACAGCAAGCCGCAAAAGAAAUUUUCGCUGUUGAAGAAUCUGUUAAGACUAUAAAGGCGCCAAAUCGGAGCGAAGGGAAGAAUGCCAAAUAG
Messenger RNA from Lycium barbarum (goji berry), 1245 nucleotides. RefSeq lists its product as uncharacterized. Lineage: Eukaryota; Viridiplantae; Streptophyta; Magnoliopsida; Solanales; Solanaceae. The coding region runs from base 1 to 1245 and encodes 414 amino acids. The transcript is spliced from 2 exons. The record is from RefSeq and is a predicted model, not a curated record.